GCCGCGGACGCUCCGGGGUCCUCGCGCACCGGAAGUGCUCGUGCUCGGCCUUUUCCGUCCGCAGUGGAGGCGGCGAGCGGCCGGCGUGCUCCGAUCGCUCGGAGCUAACCGCUGCUUGGCGGGGCCUCCGCGGCCCGGCGCACGCCCCAGCCGAGCGAAGAUGGUGGGCCGGAACAGUGCCAUCGCCGCGGGCGUGUGCGGUGCCCUCUUCAUCGGGUACUGCAUCUACUUUGACCGCAAAAGGCGGAGUGACCCCAACUUCAAGAACAGGCUUCGAGAACGAAGAAAGAAACAGAAGCUUGCUAAGGAGAGAGCUGGGCUUUCCAAGUUACCUGACUUAAAAGAUGCUGAAGCUGUUCAGAAAUUCUUCCUUGAAGAGAUACAGCUUGGUGAAGAGUUAUUAGCACAAGGUGAAUACGAGAAGGGUGUGGACCACCUGACAAAUGCAAUUGCUGUGUGUGGACAGCCUCAGCAGCUGCUGCAAGUGUUACAGCAAACUCUUCCACCACCAGUGUUCCAGAUGCUUCUGACCAAGCUUCCAACCAUUAGUCAGAGAAUUGUAAGUGCUCAGAGCUUGGCUGAAGAUGAUGUGGAAUGAGCCAGAUAUCAACACGAUAAAAUCUCAGUUAAAAAUGAUUUAACCAUUAGCUUGGAAGCUGAUCGGCUCUGGGGAAUAAGGGCAAAUACGCUUGUCAUGAACUGUCCUACACUGAAGUCUACCAAAGUGAAUGUGUACUUUGAGUAGAUCCAUUGUCUGUUCUAUUUAUUUUUUCCAGUGAAAAGUAUUUUGAUAGAACUUUUCAUUUUAUAAAUACACUGAGUUAACCAAAAUAUCAUGGAUUUCGUUUAUUCUUAAGACAUGCAAUUCAAAUGUAAAUACAGUAGAAUAUUAGGUAAAAACUCACAGUGAUGAAUUUUAAAACAUUGGAAGAGACUAUGGAGGAUAGUUGAAUAAUGCCCAUUUUUUUUAAAGCUCUAGUACAUUUUACUGUAAGUCAUCAAAUUGGAUAGAAACUUGUGUUUGUGAAAACUGAGCAUUAAAAUCUUUCAGAGACUGUUUCUUUCUGUUUACUUUUGGACAUGUGAAGUGUGCUGUUGUGCUGUUGGCAGUCCCAUUCCCUCCCCAUGUUUACUAAAAGCUUCAGUCUACAUUAGUGGCUUAAUGUCCUCUGGGGACUAACCACUAGUAUUUCAGGCACCUGGCUGCAGAAAGCACCAGGAUUUGACCUGGGUGAGCCUUGCCUGCUGUCCACUCACUCUGCUCUUUAUAGACUGAGAGAUCCAAUCUGCUCAUCUCUUGGGUGGCUCUGUUUAGCGUGGAGUUUAAUUGGUUCUGUUGAGUGUCUUUAGGUCCGUCUCCAGCUGAUGGCUGAUGAUUAUUUCAGAACAACCAGGCAUUGCACUUGUUUAUAUUCUGAAUUUGCAUGUUUACCUGACUUAGUAUUUCUCAAUUAAACCUCUAAGUAAAAUAACUUCUUUGUCAGUUAUUACUGAUGUGAAGUGAUUUUGUUACUGUUGUGUCAGUUAACCAGAAACUUGUCUUUAAGGCAGUUGUGAUGGUCUGCUUGUGAAAGUGUUGAUUCCCUUUUUGCUUUUAACAGUGUAUCUUCAAUCUUCCUGUGGAUUGACUAGUUUAUCUUACACAGUGACAAUAGAGUGUCAUCUUGACUGGAGACUUGACUGAAGCAGUAGUCGCUUCUUCUCAGAUAGCGGCCUCUCACCUGGUGACAUGGGCUGUCCUGAUAUAAGUGUGAAGAAGACCUUGUGGUCUGUGCUGGUAUCUGUUCACCGAGCAGCAUUCUCAUGGGCAACUUGUCUGCCUCCAUGCCCUAGAAUUGUUUUGACUUGCCUCACCUUUUCCAGGGGCUUGUUUCGAUGGUAGUUUAGUAGGGAGACUCUGGAAUGAGGCUUUACUAGCUUCUGCCUCUGGUUAGUGUAUGGACAACAGCUGUGAACAACUCACCUCUAGUAUUUUCUGGUGGAAUGCCAGACCUGGAGGCACACAUUUGAGGCAUCUAUCUAUAGGCCCUUUCCAGGCCUUUGAUGGUGAACCCUUACCAGUGCUUUCUAGAUAGGUAUGUGUUUGGGGGUGUGAUGCUAAAAAUACACUGGUUGAGUGUUGCUGGUAGAAUCUCCAGUCCCAGGUAUCAUAAUGGUGACCAGAGAUUGACUGCACUGCCCAGAAAGUCCUGCAUCAGCCCAGGUGUGGCUAAGAGGACCACAGGGGGAGUGGAGGUGGGGAAGUGAGGGGUAGGGCACUCUUGGAGAGGGGUUCUGCAGUGUGCACCUGGUGGCCUGGCUCCUGGCAGUGGAGAGGGUAGAGAUGCUGUCUUUACUUUGAGACCGAUUAAGUCAAGACUUUUCUUAAGUGACUGAUGUGGGGCUUCAGCAUUGCCGCUUUUGAACACUAGCUAUGUUUAUGGAGGGACUACUUUCCCUACACAUAAACAAGUGCUGAACACUAUUUCUUCUCACCCCAAGUUAAAUAGAUGGAACCAGGAAGCCUUGGUGCUGGUAAGUGAUGUCAGAAGGCAAGACUCACACUCAAGUAGUAUAAAAAGAAACAGCUUGAGGGUUGCCAGGAGCAUUCGAAAAUGUGCAUGUUACAACAUGUUGGUAUGCUGCCUCGGGCAAAGGUGUAUUGCUGGGUGCCACUGUUUUUCCUAACUGAAAACAUUUUAAAUGGAGAUUCCUGGAAAGGUGGUGUAAAUGCCCUAAUAUAGUGUGCAUACUUAGGCAAAGUCCAGGUGUUGUGUUCCUUUCAUCUCCAGCAGGUUUGGUAUUUAUACCAUUGUCCACCUGCCUUUAUGACUUGCCUUUAUGACCUUGAAUCAACCUAUGGACCAGAGUAUUGAUAAUGGAAUUGCUGCUGAAGAAAUGGUAGGGAAUUUGGUGUAUGGUCCUGACAACAAAUCUUUCUUCUAACAUAAAAAAAAAAUAGAAGUGUUUAUUGCUUGUACCUCAGCUGUAUUAAAGGGUUUGGAGAACA
Peromyscus californicus insignis is the source of this 2989-nucleotide messenger RNA. RefSeq names its product translocase of outer mitochondrial membrane 20 (gene Tomm20). Gene Ontology annotation, biological process: protein import into mitochondrial matrix; protein targeting; tRNA import into mitochondrion. The transcript has 5 exons. Bases 161 to 598 code for a protein of 145 amino acids. The record is from RefSeq and is a predicted model, not a curated record. NCBI's taxonomy places the organism in Eukaryota, Metazoa, Chordata, Mammalia, Rodentia, Cricetidae. Gene Ontology annotation, cellular component: mitochondrial outer membrane translocase complex; mitochondrial outer membrane. Gene Ontology annotation, molecular function: transmembrane protein transporter activity.